Molecule: messenger RNA, 801 nt
Organism: Salvia splendens (bonfire salvia)
Lineage: Eukaryota; Viridiplantae; Streptophyta; Magnoliopsida; Lamiales; Lamiaceae
Product: autotransporter adhesin BpaC
Exons: 2
Coding region: 1-801 (266 amino acids)
Source: RefSeq, a predicted model, not a curated record
AUGGGACAGAAUGAGAGCACCGAGAAAAAGAGCGAAGAAACCGAGGGACAGAAUGAGAACACCAAUAAGAGUGAGGAAACGACGGGGCAGAACGAGAGUGGUGAGAAUAAGAGUGAGGAAACGACAGGGAAGAAUGAGAGCACCGAUAAUAAGAGUGUGGAAACCACGGGACAGAAUGAGAGCACCGAAAAAAAGAGCGAAGAAACCGGGGACAGAAUGAGAACACCAAUAAGAAAUGAGAGCAGUGAGAAUAAGAGUGAGGAAACCACGGGACAGAAUGAGAGCACCGAGAAAAAGAGCGAAGAAACGACAGGGCAGAAUGAGAGCACCGAGAACAAGACUGAGGAAACUACAGGCCAGAAUGAGAGCACUGAGAAAAAGAGUGAAGAAGCCGAGGGACAGAAUGAGAACACCAAUAAGAGUGAGGAAACAACGGGGCAGAAUGAGAGCAGUGAGAACAAGACUGAGGAAACGACAGGACAGAAUGAGAGCACCGAGAAUAAGACUGAGGAAUCAACCGGGCAGAAUGAGAGCACCGAGAACAAGACUGAGGAAACGACAGGGCAGAAUGAGAGCACCGAGAGCAAGACUGAGGAAACAACAGGGAAGAAUGAGAGCACCGAGAACAAGACGAAGGAAACGACAGGCCAGAAUGAGAGCACCGAAAACAAGACUGAGGAAACGUCAGGCCAGAAUGAGAGCACCCAGAACAAGGCUGAGGAAACGACGGGGCAGAAUGAGAGCACAGAGAAGAAAGCUGAGGAAACAAGCGGUGAUAAUGAGAAGAAAGAGAACCAGUGA